Molecule: messenger RNA, 3335 nt
Organism: Trifolium pratense (red clover)
Lineage: Eukaryota; Viridiplantae; Streptophyta; Magnoliopsida; Fabales; Fabaceae
Product: respiratory burst oxidase homolog protein B-like
Exons: 12
Coding region: 401-3079 (892 amino acids)
Cellular component (GO): plasma membrane
Molecular function (GO): peroxidase activity; calcium ion binding; NAD(P)H oxidase H2O2-forming activity
Source: RefSeq, a predicted model, not a curated record
GUACAAAACCAGAACAACAAUAUCCAAAUGCGCCCCUUGAUUCAACUCUCACAUUAUUUGACUCUUAUUUAUAUAUCUCAUAUCAUAUCAUAUCCUUCCAACUCAUUUCCACUUUCAACCUUAUUACCCAUUCUCACCUCUCUUUCUAUUAUUUUAUAUAAUAGAGAAACUUUCCCAUAAUAAUCCCAUCCACUCUCCAAUUUCUCAUCACAUAAGUUGUUUUGUUUUGUAACAAUUAUUGUCAAUAAACACAAUCACUCACAUAUAAUCAUUAGCAUACUUAUAAGUACACAUUUAUAGGAUAUUGUAUUCGUAUUAUAUUACACACAUACUACUUAAUUGCUAGUUAGAAAGUUCUAAUUGGCUUGGGAGGGAAGAAUAGAGAGAACAAAAAUUAGAAAUGGAAAUUCAAGAGAAUCAUCAUGAAUCAUGGUCGGAGCCAGAAACCGAAAGUCGAAGCUCGCGAGUAGGUUUCAGUGGCCCCCUAAGUGGCCCGCUUAGCGGGCCUUUAGUAUCAAACUACAAACGGAAAGGAAGCAUGACCAAAAGCGCAAGUUUCGUGGACGACAGUGGUGAAAUGGUGGAGAUAACGUUGGAUGUCCGUGAUGACAUGGUUUCCGUUCAAAACAUUCGUGGUGGAGACUCUGAAACGACGCUUCUGGCAAGCCGGCUUGAGAUGCGUCCGUCUUCGUUUUCAGCUCGACUGAGACAAGUGUCCCAGGAGCUUAAACGAAUGGCGUCUUUUAAGACUUUCGAUAAGGUUGAUAGAUCAAAAUCAGCUGCUGCUCGCGCCUUACAAGGUCUUAAGUUUAUGACAAAAAACGUUGGAACCGAUCACGGUUGGUCACAAGUUGAGAAGCGCUUUGAUGAAUUGUCUCUUGAUGGAAAAUUGCCCAAGACUCGCUUUAGCCAAUGCAUAGGAAUGCAUGAAUCGAAGGAGUUUGCAAGUGAGUUAUUUGAUGCAUUAGCACGUCGUAGAGGUAUAAAAGCUGCUUCCAUAACAAAGGAAGAGUUGAGAGAAUUUUGGGAGCAAAUUUCAGAUCAAAGCUUUGAUUCAAGGCUUCAGACAUUUUUUGACAUGGUGGACAAGAAUGCUGAUGGACGAAUUACUGAAGAAGAAGUAAUAGAGAUUAUCACCUUAAGUGCUUCGGCUAAUAGGCUAUCAAAAUUACAAGAACGAGCGGAGGAAUAUGCAGCCCUUAUCAUGGAGGAGCUGGACCCAAACAACCUUGGAUAUAUUGAGCUAUACAACUUGGAAAUGCUUCUUUUGCAAGCCCCAGCACAAUCAACUCACAUAACAACAGAUAGUAGGGUAUUGAGUCAAAUGUUGAGCCAGAAGUUAGUCCCUACAAAAGAGCACAAUCCUAUUAAACGGGCUUUUAGAGAACUAACAUAUUUUAUGGAAGAUAAUUGGAAGCGUGUUUGGAUCAUAACUCUAUGGCUUUCAAUUUGUGCUGCACUUUUCACUUGGAAGUUCAUCCAAUACAAGCAUCGCGCCGUUUUUCAUGUCAUGGGCUAUUGUGUAACCACGGCUAAGGGCGGUGCCGAGACACUCAAGUUUAAUAUGGCCUUGAUCUUGUUGCCUGUAUGUAGAAACACUAUCACUUGGCUUAGGAGUAGGACCAAGCUUGGAAUGGUGGUUCCAUUUGAUGACAACAUCAACUUUCAUAAGGUGAUAGCUUUUGGGAUUGCAAUUGGAGUUGGAUUACAUGCAAUUUCACAUUUGACGUGUGAUUUCCCACGGUUAUUACACGCCACGGAUGAGGAAUAUGAACCCAUGAAACAAUUUUUUGGCGACGACAGGCCCAAUAACUAUUGGUGGUUCGUUAAAGGAACCGAGGGUUGGACCGGGGUGGUCAUGGUUGUGCUCAUGGCUAUAGCUUUCAUUUUGGCCCAACCUUGGUUCCGUCGUAAUAGACUUAACCUUCCAAAACCUCUAAAAAAACUCACUGGUUUCAACGCAUUUUGGUAUUCACAUCACCUUUUCGUCAUUGUCUAUGUCCUUUUUAUCAUUCAUGGAUACUUUCUUUACCUUAGCAAGAAAUGGUAUAAGAAAACGACAUGGAUGUAUCUUGCGGUUCCUAUGAUACUAUACGGAUGCGAAAGACUAGUUCGUGCUUUUCGAUCUGGCUACAAAUCUGUUAGGAUAUUGAAGGUUGCAGUGUACCCAGGAAAUGUAUUAGCAUUGCAUGUGUCUAAGCCACAAGGAUUUAAGUACACUAGUGGCCAGUAUAUUUAUGUUAAUUGUUCAGAUAUCUCCCCAUUUGAAUGGCAUCCCUUUUCUAUUACCUCAGCUCCUGGAGAUGAUUAUAUAAGUGUUCACAUUCGAACUUUGGGUGAUUGGACUUCACAACUAAAGGGUAUUUUCGCCAAGGCAUGUCAACCAGCAAAUGAUGACCAAAGUGGUCUUUUACGCGCUGAUAUGUUACCGGGCAAACUAAGUCUACCAAGGAUGCCAAGGCUAAGAAUUGAUGGACCUUAUGGAGCACCAGCACAAGACUACAAAAACUACGAAGUUAUUCUUCUAGUAGGGCUAGGAAUCGGCGCAACGCCUUUGAUUAGCAUACUUAAAGACGUGCUUAACAACAUUAAGCAACAAGAAGAAGACUUAGAAGAAGGAGGGGUAGAAAACGGAGUUAAGAACAAUAAGAAAAAACCUUUUGCAACCAAGAGAGCAUAUUUCUAUUGGGUUACUCGAGAGCAAGGUUCGUUUGAAUGGUUUAAAGGUGUUAUGAAUGAGAUAGAAGAAAAUGAUAAGGAAGGAGUAAUCGAGCUUCAUAACUAUUGCACAAGUGUGUAUGAAGAAGGCGAUGCUCGUUCGGCUUUGAUCACAAUGCUUCAAUCCUUACACCAUGCCAAAAAUGGUGUGGAUGUAGUUUCGGAUACAAGGGUUAAGACACAUUUUGCUAGGCCAAAUUGGCGUAGUGUGUUUAAACAUGUUGCUCUUAAACAUCCUGAUAAAAGAGUUGGUGUUUUUUACUGUGGAGCUCAUGGAUUAGUUGGAGAACUAAGAAGGUUUUCUUUGGAUUUUUCAAGAAAAACUGGCACCAAGUUUGAUUUUCAUAAAGAAAACUUUUAGAUUCUUUUUUGUCCCCUUCAAAUGUACUAAUACAUAUUGAUCUUGAUUGAUUAUAGUCAUAUAUAGUUGAAUCAUUUUUUACUGCAGAAGUAUAUAUAUGUAUAUAGGUAGCUCCAUUUGAAUGGGAUACUCUAUAAUAGAACUUAGGCCUAUUGAUAUGUAGUAAAUGUGAUUUGAAGUCUAUUUCUUGUAGAAUGCCCUCUGUGUGAUAUUUGAUGUCAAAUUUUGCAGUCUUAACUAGCUUUUGCUGCACCUA